This is a messenger RNA of Drepanopeziza brunnea f. sp. 'multigermtubi' MB_m1, 855 nucleotides long. Lineage: Eukaryota; Fungi; Ascomycota; Leotiomycetes; Helotiales; Drepanopezizaceae. The record is from RefSeq and is a predicted model, not a curated record.
AUGGAUCUCCUCUCCUCAAUCCGCAAGGAGGGAUCGCGGGGUGGAGUCAACUUUUCCUGGGACGAUGUGCAGACCUCACAGCACCGCGAGAACUACCUUGGUCACUCUAUCAUGGCACCCGUCGGACGAUGGCAAAAGGGCAAAGAUCUAAGCUGGUAUGCCAAAGGCGACGACAAGAAGGGCGAGAACGGAGAGACGGCGGAGGAGAGGAAAACGAGGGAGAGGAAGGAAGAGAUCAAGCGGAUCAAGGAGGCCGAGGAAGACGCUCUCGCCAGGGCUCUGGGCCUACCCGUUGCAGAUAGAAAUGUUACGGGGAGCAAUGCGAUUAGUGUUGGGGAGGUCAACCGAGCUGUGAAGGAGGCAGGCGUAGGAGAGGAAGGCGACACGGAGGGGAAAGGGGCUGGAUUUGGUGGAUUUGUUGGAAUGGCAGAUGGGGGGGACCGAAUGGAAGGCGACUUCAGGGGCCCGAACGACGGAGGGCUGACCAGGAAGGACGCAGAGAAGGAACGCAGAGGGGACGAUGGUAGAAGAAGGGAGGGGAGGAGUCGCAGUCGGGAGAGAGGACAUAGACAUCGAAACCGAUCUCGAGAUGGCGAGAGAAGGAGACAUCGAUCAAGGAGCGGCGACAGGCACAGAAAGCGUCGGCAUAAUGGGGAGCGAGAGGAAAGGAGACCUAGAAGUCGCAGCUUUGAUAGGAAAGAGCGAAGACAUCGAGACAGAAGCCCGGAAAGAGGGCGGCCAAGGCCUGAACGAGGAGAACGAAGUGGUCGGGAAAGGCCCAGAAGAAGCCGGUCACCAGAACGACGCAGAAGCCGAUCACCGCGGAGGGAGUACAGAGGGAGAAGGGGAGAGUGA